ACUAACGUCUUUAUCAUGCGUAAACAAAAUGAUAAUUAUCUCUAUUAAAAUAGAGCAAGAGCUUUCACCAUUCUUGAAAAUAGUAGAGUGUCAAAUUAGUUGUAUUCAUCAUUCUGUGCUUAUAUCCGCAAUUUGUACAAAAAGAGAUGAAUAACUAUGAUACAUAAUAGUAAAGUGUAUUAGCUCUGACAUAAUAAAUAUAAUUUUCUUCCAAUUUUUAAGUAUAACAUUUCGCGUUGUUUGAGCAUAACCAAUAUGUCAGACGUUAAAAGCCUCGAAUACCCAACGUUAAAGGUUCCUUAUGAACUCCUCAACAAAAAAUUUCGGUUAGCACAAAAGGUCAUAGAUAGGGAAGCUUCAUACGUACAAACAGCAGCUAAUGAAUUAAUAAAGGAUAAUAAAACCUCUGUUCCUGCUGGGGAGAUGAGCCUAUUAUUAGGUGGAGUUGUGGAGAAACUUCAAACCUUAAAGAGAAAGGCGCACGAAUCUAUUACAGAAGAAUUGCAAGCAAGCAUGGUUUGCAAAAGACGUCUAGAACAUUUAAAAGAACACGCCAAUACCGCACCGAGUGUUGUGAAUCAGUGGCGGAGACAAAGGCUUGAUAGAAUGCUGAUAGAAUAUUUCCUUCGGAAAGGCUAUUAUACAACUGCAACUAAAUUAGCAGAUAGUAGCGAGCUUAGAGAUUUAACAAACAUAGAUGUUUUUAUGGUAUCCAGGGAAGUAGAAACGUCUUUAGCAAAUCAUGAAACUGCAAGGUGUGUUGGAUGGUGCUAUGACAAUCGAUCUAAGUUAAGGAAAUUAGGAAGUACUAUGGAAUUUAAUUUACGCGUGCAAGAGUUUAUAGAGUUAGUAAGGCAGGAUAGGAGGCUUGAUGCUGUCAAGCAUGCUAGAAAAUGUUUUACCAAUUACGAUGAUUACCAAUUGCAAGAAAUUCAAUGCUGUAUGGGACAAUUAGCAUUUCCAGCAAAUACGUCUCUUAGUCCAUAUAAAGAUUUGUUAGAUGAAAAGAGAUGGGAUAGAUUAAUUGAGCAAUUCAGGCAUGAAAAUUAUAGACUUUUCCAAUUAGCAACUCAAAGUGUUUUUACAGUAGCAUUACAGGCAGGUUUAUCGGCAUUAAAAACACCUCAAUGUUAUAGUGCAAACAAAGAAGGGAGAAAUCCAAAUUGUCCAGUAUGCAAUGAAGCUCUUAACGAAUUAGCUGUUCCAUUGCCUUUUGCUCAUUGUUCACAGUCUAGACUUGUCUGUAGUAUUAGUGGAAAACCAUUAAAUGAAUAUAAUCAACCAAUGAUGAUGCCAAAUGGAUAUGUAUAUGGAGAACAAGCAUUGGAAAAGAUGGCUCAAGAAAACAAUGGUACUGUAAUUUGUCCAAAAACCAAAGAAGUGUUUCCAUAUAAAAAGAUAGAAAAAGUGUAUGUUAUGUAAAAAUUACUGACUCAAACACACAAUUUGUAUUAUAUACAAUGCAUCUUUCAUAUUCUAACUUGGAAUAUUUACUGUUUAAUACUGUAUACCGAUAUUAACAAAGGGAAUAACUUCUAUUUUUAAGGAAAUAUUUUUUUGCAAAUUAAUUAAUUUGUGAUCAUCUACUAGAAUAAAAUGUGAUACAUAUGAAUAAUGUGUGUUAUGGAAAACGUUCUAAUUUUUCGAUAUAAAAAGAUAUAAAAAUUACUAUGAUAAUGUAAGUGGUUAUUAAACAUGAAAUCAGAUUUUUGUCCUUACUCAUUUAUUUAACAUCAUUUCUACAAUAAAUUGAACAA
Bombus impatiens (common eastern bumble bee) is the source of this 1757-nucleotide messenger RNA. It is a transcript of the gene Kaz, whose product is annotated as E3 ubiquitin-protein transferase MAEA. The transcript is spliced from 5 exons. NCBI's taxonomy places the organism in Eukaryota, Metazoa, Arthropoda, Insecta, Hymenoptera, Apidae. Gene Ontology annotation, molecular function: protein binding; ubiquitin protein ligase activity. Gene Ontology annotation, biological process: proteasome-mediated ubiquitin-dependent protein catabolic process. Bases 256 to 1422 code for a protein of 388 amino acids. Gene Ontology annotation, cellular component: nucleus; cytoplasm; GID complex. The record is from RefSeq and is a predicted model, not a curated record.